Molecule: messenger RNA, 1325 nt
Organism: Megalopta genalis
Lineage: Eukaryota; Metazoa; Arthropoda; Insecta; Hymenoptera; Halictidae
Product: carbonyl reductase [NADPH] 1
Molecular function (GO): carbonyl reductase (NADPH) activity
Source: RefSeq, a predicted model, not a curated record
UUCAUGCAGUAAAACAAUUUUAUUGAAACAAACAAAAUUAAAUUCAAAAUAUUUCAAAAACCAUUUUGAAGAAUCUCAUUAGGGUGUUUUGAAUGUAAUAUUCUAUAAUUUGAUCCCACUCUCGUUUCAAAAGCGAUUUCUACAAUCGUAAGUUGCCCUUACUCCUCGAUGCGACGCUAUGAUUCCAUUCCCACACUUGUGCCGGAUUCGCGAAUGGGCGUAAUUCUCCCAGUUUUACUUUCCUAAUUCCUGGUAGAAAUAAAAAACGUAGAAGAUCGUAAAAAGGCAAACAAGUUGCCUGGAUUUCUGCUGAUAACCCUAUUCUAAUCGGUGCUAAGUAGUAAAAGGGGAGCAAACAACGAUCUAUUUUUUUACUUUAAAAUAAACUUAUAACAAAAGUAAAAAUGAUACGUGUAGCUGUUGUAACCGGAGGGAAUAAAGGAAUUGGGUUUGCCAUUGUGAAGGGACUUUGCAAACAAUUCGAUGGAAUUGUAUACUUAACCGCUCGGGAUGUUACUCGCGGACAAAAUGCAGUAAAAGAAUUAGAAGAAGAGGGUUUAACACCAAAGUUUCAUCAAUUAGACAUUACUGAUGAAAACAGUAUUAAUGUCUUUCGCGAUUACUUGCAAAAAACGCAUGGAGGACUCGAUAUCUUAGUAAACAAUGCUGCCAUUGCAUUCAAAACGGCUGCAACAGAAUCAUUUUCAGUGCAAGCUGAAGAAACUUUAAAAAUAAAUUACUUCAGUCUAAGAAAAGUAUGCGAGAUACUUUAUCCAUUAUUGAAACCUCAUGCACGAGUGGUACAUGUUUCAAGUUCUCUUGGUCAUUUGUCAAAGAUUCCCAGUGAAUCACUGAAAAAACGAUUUUCCGAUACAAAGCUUACAGAAGAAGAAUUGGAUAACCUCAUGCGCGAAUUUGUAGAAGCUGCAAAGGCUGGUAAUUAUUUGGAAAAGGGUUGGGGAAAUUCUACUUAUGCUGUAAGCAAAGUUGGAGUGUCCGCUCUAGCCAGAGUCCAUCAAGCUAUGUUCAAUUCUGAUUCAAGAAAGGAUCUUGUGGUAAAUGCUGUGCAUCCUGGUUAUGUUGACACUGAUAUGACCAGCCACAAAGGAAUUUUAAAACCAGAUGAAGGUGCUGUAGCUCCUAUUUACUCAGCGUUACUACAAGAGAACACGGACAUAAAGGGCAAAUACAUAUGGUUUGAUAAAUCAUUGGUGGACUGGAUGAAAGAUAUGUGAAUAGACCCUGCACAAUCAUAUUCCUUCUCUUUAUAUAAUAUAUACAUGUAUAACAAAACACAAUGUAAUAAAUUCUUUUACACAAUAAAA